Rhinocladiella mackenziei CBS 650.93 is the source of this 1944-nucleotide messenger RNA. RefSeq lists its product as uncharacterized. NCBI's taxonomy places the organism in Eukaryota, Fungi, Ascomycota, Eurotiomycetes, Chaetothyriales, Herpotrichiellaceae. Gene Ontology annotation, molecular function: copper ion binding; oxidoreductase activity. Bases 1 to 1944 code for a protein of 647 amino acids. The transcript has a single exon. The record is from RefSeq and is a predicted model, not a curated record.
AUGGAAAGGACCAAUUCCAGAAAACGCAAACCUGGUGUUGCGAAACCGGACGAGUACGUGCGGCAUGAUGUUCAGCUGCCGGAGACCUCGCUAAGGUCAUCCAACAAGCAUGGUGCUCCAGUCGUUCUCGUUUGGCCAUGGGAGUUUACAUUGGCUCAUUUGGUGUAUAUUGCCUUGGUAGUUGUCUUGCUUGGACUGUUCCUUCUUAGUCAACUUGACGUUACUCCUUGGAUGAUUGAAGGAACUGGGAACGUGAUCUGGGGACCUGGACAACUAGAUGACAACGAUGGCUCUGAAGAAAUUGGAAUUGUACUUCACCCUGAAGACUACACCAAUCGUUCGCCAACGACAUUGGUCUAUGAUUGGGAAGUUACAAAACGUUAUCGAUUCCCGGACGGCGUCCGUAAAGAAGUGUACCUCAUCAACAACCGAUUUCCGGGAGAAACCAUUGAGGCUCGCUCUGGAGACCGGAUUGUUGUCAACGUCACCAACUUGCUGCAAAAUGAAGGCCUUGCGAUACAUUGGCAUGGGCUGAGGAUGCAGGGUGCCAACGACAUGGAUGGUGCGGUUGGCGUGACUCAGAAACCCGUUCCACCAGGCGAAAGCUUCUUGUAUAAUUUCACUAUUGGGGAAGAAGAAUUCGGCACCUUCUGGUAUCACGGCCACGACAAAGUGCAACGGGACGACGGACUCUAUGGCGGCCUGGUCGUCCAUCGUCCUGGGGAGCAGGGCAAUGAAAAAGACCAAUACAAUUAUGAUCAGGAGAUCCUGCUGUUGAUAGGCGACUGGUAUCACCGAUCCAGCCCCGAGGUACUCGGUUGGUACAUGAAUUCGAGGUCAUUUGGCAGUGAGCCCGUCCCCGACUCUGUGCUUGUCAACGGCCAGGGUAAUUUUGAUUGCGAGAUGGCGGUUCCAGCUCGACCUCUGGAAUGUAUACCGCCUGAGGACAGAUCUGGUCCCCCCAUGCUGACAAUAGAGAACGGUAAGCGGUACCGUUUGCGUUUGGUCAAUACAGGUUCCUUGACCGGCUUCUCAUUUCGAAUGGACAAUGCCAGUCUUUCGCCUUUCCAGGUGGACGGUGGUAAUGAUAUCACCAUGGCACAGACGCAAGCAAUGGGCAUUGUCUACCCGGGCGAACGAGUGGACACAAUCUUGCAGACUGGAUCACCCGAUGAUCAACGCUGCUUUGAGGUUGAGAUGGAUGAUGAGAACUUCAAAUAUCCCAAUCCAGCUCUCAAUCCCAGACAGACAUUUCCUGUUAAGGCUCGUUCGAACCUUGGAUACGACAAGGAUAUUGCACGACCGGAGUUAGAAUUCUACAAUCUUCAAGCGGCCGUGUCCACUAUCAGUCCCUGGAGGCCAUGGCCAAAUGACCCAUUGAAAUUUGUCAUAUAUACAACAACCUUAAAACUGGCGAAGCAUCACAAUAUUCCCAUGGGAUUCAUCAAUCACACUAGCUGGUCACCGCAAGCAUCUCCUCCAGAGCCGUUGAUUUCAUUGUCUCGAAAGGAAUUCGACCACAAUCAACUUUCACCUCAAAUACCCCUACUCACAAAUAGGACGGAAGAUGAAGCUUCUGGCGGAUGGGUUGACAUUAUCAUCAACAAUCUUGACGACGGCGGACACCCAUUCCAUCUACAUGGGUACUCAUUCUAUGUUGUCUCCAUCUUUCCGCCUCCUCCGCCGUGGAGCAGUGAGAAGCCUCCUUUUACACCCGGCGGAUCCGCCAUGUACAAUUACAAUCCAUUUACCACGACACCACAAGACUCACCGGCAGGACAAUACAACUUGGUGAACCCGGUUAUGAAGGAUACUGUUUUUGUUCCUCAGAGAGGUUACGCGGUCAUAAGGUUUCGAGCUGACAACCCAGGGAUUUGGAUGAUGCACUGUCAUGUUGGCUGGCAUUUGGGGAGCGGAAUGGCCCUGAGUUGGGAUAUUGGGUAG